This is a messenger RNA of Acanthopagrus latus (yellowfin seabream), 3559 nucleotides long. RefSeq names its product LIM-domain binding 1b (gene ldb1b). Gene Ontology annotation, biological process: nervous system development; positive regulation of transcription by RNA polymerase II; negative regulation of transcription by RNA polymerase II. Gene Ontology annotation, molecular function: LIM domain binding. The record is from RefSeq and is a predicted model, not a curated record. The transcript has 11 exons. The coding region runs from base 402 to 1529 and encodes 375 amino acids. NCBI's taxonomy places the organism in Eukaryota, Metazoa, Chordata, Actinopteri, Spariformes, Sparidae. Gene Ontology annotation, cellular component: nucleus; transcription regulator complex.
GUUCAUGUCCUCCCGUGAACAAAGGGCUCAUCUGGGUCCGUAUGUAAACCCACAGCAGGCUUCAGCCCACUGACAAGGCCUCAUGCGGGACAAAACAUAACCGACCGACUCCCGCAAUUUUAGGCCUUUUCCCCCUCCAGUCUCGCGGUUUGAGGAGAUUUUUUUCAUUGAUCCAGUUCAGAGGGACGUAUUGUGUUGGUACGUCGCGUCCAGCCAACCGCCGUCCAGCGGGCCUAUCCGUUUUUACGCACGGAGCGUACACACGGUCUAUCAUCACGGAUCUGUAAACAUCAAUUUUCUGAUUGGACUUCUUUGCAGGCUGUUCCUCCAAGUCGUUCAAACUGUACUCCCCCAAGGAGCCCCCCAACGGUAGCACUUUCCCCCCUUUCCAUCCCGGCACCAUGCUGGACAGAGACGUGGGUCCCACCCCAAUGUAUCCUCCCACAUACCUGGAGCCUGGAAUAGGGAGGCACACACCAUAUGGCAACCAGACAGACUACAGAAUAUUUGAACUUAAUAAACGGCUACAGAACUGGACAGAGGAGUGCGAUAAUCUGUGGUGGGAUGCAUUUACUACAGAAUUCUUUGAAGAUGAUGCCAUGUUGACCAUUACUUUCUGUCUUGAAGAUGGACCCAAACGCUACACAAUUGGCCGGACGUUGAUUCCAAGGUACUUCCGGAGUAUAUUCGAGGGUGGUGCAACUGAGCUCUAUUAUGUGCUAAAACACCCCAAGGAGUCCUUCCACAAUAACUUUGUCUCCCUCGACUGUGAUCAGUGCACCAUGGUCACCCAGAAUGGAAAGCCCAUGUUCACACAGGUGUGUGUAGAAGGGCGCUUGUACCUGGAGUUCAUGUUUGACGACAUGAUGAGGAUAAAGACGUGGCACUUCAGCAUCAGACAACACCGUGAACUCAUCCCCCGCAGUAUACUGGCCAUGCAUGCCCAGGACCCACAGAUGCUGGACCAGCUGUCCAAAAACAUAACAAGAUGUGGUCUGUCGAACUCCACCCUCAACUACCUCCGACUGUGUGUGAUUCUGGAGCCCAUGCAGGAGCUGAUGUCCAGACACAAGACAUACAGCCUCAGCCCCAGAGACUGCCUCAAGACCUGCCUUUUCCAGAAAUGGCAGAGGAUGGUGGCACCACCAGCUGAGCCAUCGAGACAGGCCCCAAACAAAAGGCGGAAGCGUAAGAUGUCAGGUGGCAGUACCAUCAGCGGAGGAGGAGGAACUAACAACAAUAACAACAACAAAAAGAAAAGCCCUGGCAGCGGCUUCCCCCUGUCCAGCCAAGUUCCAGAUGUGAUGGUGGUUGGAGAGCCCACGCUGAUGGGAGGCGAGUUUGGCGACGAAGACGAGCGUCUGAUCACACGGCUGGAGAACACGCAGUUUGACGCAGCUAAUGGAAUCGAUGACGAGGACAGCUUCAACAACUCUCCGGCGCUUGGCUCCAACUCGCCCUGGAACAACAAGGCCCCCUCCAGCCAGGAGAGCAAGAGCGACAACCCAACCUCACAGGCGUCGCAGUAGAGCCCAGAGCCCCGCGACCUCAACACAAACCCCCUCUGUCACUUCUCAAAGCCCCCACCCACCCCACCCUGACAGCCACGAGUGCAUCAGCAACAGUCCGUCUCCUCCUCACCGACCCAGACAUCACUGUAGAGCCCAGAUUCAUCACACGGGUGGCACAAGGGAGCUCAGUAUGUCUCCGAUGACAUCACUGAGCCUGAGGACAUUUUACAAGUUGUCAUCAUUGCCCAUGUUCGGACAUGGUGUCCCACCUCUGUCUCCCCAUGCCCUCAUCUCACACUCAAAAUAUCCCAUCUGCUCUCGCUAGCUUUCAGUUUGGAUAGCGACCGGCGGUAGAUGUGACGGAGGAGGCGCAGGGUUUAAACCCAGGGGAGAACUGUGCAUACUGAACGAUCCACUCUGAAGUUCACAUGUAGGAAGGGCUGGGGUGGAGAGGAUGUUGGCAGCGGGACUUCGACAUGGUGGCGAGUUGCUUAGGGACCACUUGUCCACUCAUCCUCUAAACAUGGCUCUCAAUUCUGGUCUGCUCUGUUGAUGCACGAGUCACUCGUAAUGUUUCUUAAUAGAGUAUAUGUGUGUGUGAGUGUGUGCGUGUGAAGUGUGCCAGGAGAGAAAAAGGAGUCUGAGCUUAUUUGUGGCUUUGCUGAUGCAGACGGACCAGAAUUUAGAACCAGACUUUGAAACCAUUGAAAUUCACACACUAGUAGGAGAGCUGAAAUGUGGCACUAGGGAAACUACACACACAGACAGAUACAUUUGUUCACAUACACUCACAAUUAAACCUAAUGAUUGAAGGAUUUUGAGUCCCCUAGUGCCCGAGCCAUCUCUGAUUAGACUACAAUGGAUGCAGUCUUUCAAACAGAGAGCAUUUACAACACACACACACACACACGCACAUACACACAGCUACACAUUUUAAGAGUUUUUAUACAGUAUAUAUUUCCCUAGAAUGUUUUUUAAUUUGUAUUAAACGCCUUCAUUUCAAUUGUUACUUUUUUAUUUUCUACCAAUACUGAAAAGCUACAGACCAAGGAGCAACACAGGACUUUUAUCCCUCCCCCCUCUAAAAUAUAUUGUUUUUAUCUUUUAUGUUUAUAAAAGAGAAAUAAUUUAGUGUGGAUGUUUUUAUUUUGUCUUUUUGUUCCUUUUUUUGAAGAUUUAAAUUUUUGUGUAUUUGUGCUUGUAUAUUUAAGGUAGUAGCAAAGUUCUGUCUGACUGUAAUAAAAUGUAUUCUUACUUAGAUUUACCUAAAGCCAUCCCGAUCUAAUGUAAAGAAACAAAAAUAGGAAAAAGGAGAAAAAACACUCAUGAACCUUUCCCCUUCUAUCUUCCCACCUGCUCUUUCCUCCUCCCUCUUUUUUAAAACUUGUGUAAAUUAAAUUACAAACCCUUCCCCCCGGGGUACAAUGGCACCAUGGAGUGAUGAUUUAACAUGUUUCAGUUGAUUUCUUUCAUAUUUAUUUUGGAAAUUUUAGAAAUUCAUUCAUGUAUUUUAUCCAUAAAGGAACUGAUUUUUCACUUAACGUUAAUCACAGUUUUGUGUACCGCAACUUUCAACUUGAUGUCAGGUGAAUGUGCUCACUGAAUUUUAUUUAAGCGGUGAAUUUCAUGUUUCAUCACCGGCUAACACCGAUUUUUUUUUUUUUUUUUUUUUUUUUCUUAAAUGUAGUUUUUGUUUAAAUUAUCAUAAUUUUUGCAGUGUCCAUCAUGACCAACAGAAUGAUACCAUGAAACAUCCAAGCAUCUUCUAAAGCCAGCUUAACAUUAAGCUCAGUCGGCAUAUUUGGUAGCAAUGCUGAGUCUGUGAAGUCUGAUUAUAAACAGCUGACUCUCUGUUAGUUGUUUUGUACAUUUCCAUUUCGUCACAGUUGAUCCAGCUACAGUUAAUAAUUGAGUUUGAAUGGUGACUUGUACCUUCUCCAACCCCUGUAGAAAAAUCAUCGUUUGAUAUAUAUUUUUUGAUUUCGUUAGUUUCUGCCCUUGAUAAUUAAUGUAUGUUACCAAUAAAAAGAUACAUUUUCACUUUAAAA